Molecule: messenger RNA, 1023 nt
Organism: Cladocopium goreaui
Lineage: Eukaryota; Dinophyceae; Suessiales; Symbiodiniaceae
Source: the annotation of a GenBank genome assembly
GCGGGCUGCGCCAUCAACAUUUCCAGUCCUUGGGCCCCCAAGGGGCUGUGCAAUCAGGCUUUUCUCGGUACAGUUGACAUGGAGUUUCUGUGCCGUACUUCUUUCAUAUGCUUCUCCCUUUCAUAUGCGUUUGGUGCAGCAGAGGAGGCAAAGGCUUCUCAAUGGCUCAGGAGGGAGCUAUCAGUCUCUCAUGCUGGGCAGGCUGCGACUGUUGCAGUCUCAGCUGCCGUGGCCAAUGAGGUGAAAGCCCAAUUGGGCAAGAUGGAAGUGGCCCAUUUCAACAGUUUGGAGGAGUUGAAAUCAGCUGCUGCUUCGAAGUUGAGGACCUUGCAGAUUCCUGUCUCAGAUGCCAGCAAUGAGAUAGAAAAUGUGGAGACCGUGUGGACCCAACAAGGUGAACAGGGCCCUCCCGGCGACGUUGGUUUGAUGGGUCUCCGUGGCCCCCCCGGUCCCGCGGGCCCCGCAGGGGACGACACGGUGGCGGAGGACUUGGAGUUGGAGGAUGCGGUGGGACCUCAGGGUCCGCCAGGUGCUCCGGGCCCUGAGGGCGACGUGGGGAAGACAGGGCCCCAGGGGGACGUGGGGCCACCAGGGCCGCCAGGGAAGACCGGAGAGUUCAGUGAGGAGCAGCGGGCGGAGUUUGCCAAAGUGGUGCGGCAACUGAACCAGGCCGUGAAACAUGCUGCGGAGAUGGAUAUGAUUGAGAACACGGUGCUGAUCAGGAGACUUCAAAGGUUGAAGAAUCAUUUUGCACACAUCCAAGCAAACUUAACGACGUCCGAACGCAUCCUCAUGGAACAGAGCAAGCAAGUGGAGUGGAAGGUGAAGAAUUUCUUGAAGAAUGAUGUCAAGGUGAACCAGACCCUGGCAGCAGCGAAGAAAGUGAACGACACAGAACAAGAGAUUCUUGAGGAAGAAGAGAAAGUGAAAGAUGAGAUUUUGGAAGCGACAGCAUCUGAGGCAUCGCAAGCUGAGAAGAGCGCCGCCAAAGUUGUCUCCUGAGGAUCUGAAUCACAGGCAAAA